CUACAAGCUAUGUGCAGUAUAUAUUUCUUGGUUCUAGUCAUACUUCUGCCUUGCUGCUUCGAGAUUCUAAGCUUAAGCUGCUCCACCGCCAUGAAGGAAACACUCCGGUACUUGGCCGGCAUUGCUGGCCCCAGCGGCUACGGCUCCAAAACCACCGCCGAUCAAGUUGUCCGAUCUUCUUCUUCCUCCCCUCACCACCAUCUCACUGCCAUAAUCACCGGGGCGACUUCCGGUAUCGGAGCGGAGACGGCGAGGGUGCUGGCGAAGAGAGGAGUUCGACUAGUGAUACCGGCGAGGGACUGGAAGAAGGCGGUCGCAUUGAAGGAAGGGAUUGAGAAGGAGAACCCGAAGGCUGAGAUCAUCUUGUUUGAUAUUGAUCUCAGCUCAUUGGCUUCUGUCAAGAGAUUUUGUACUCAGUUCCUGGCACUUGGAUUGCCACUUAACAUCCUCAUAAACAAUGCAGGCAUAUUUUCUCAGAAUCUGGAGUUCUCAGAGGACAAAAUCGAGAUGACAUUUGCAACAAAUUACAUAGGACAUUAUUUACUUACAGAGAUGCUAAUAGAAAAGAUGGUGGAAACAGCAGAGCAAACAGGCAUCCAUGGAAGAAUCAUCAACCUCUCUUCUGUGAUUCACAGCUGGGUCAAACGAGAGUGUUUCACCUUCACCCAGAUGCUCAACCCCAACAAGUAUAAUGCAACCCGUGCUUAUGCUCAAUCCAAACUGGCAAACAUAUUACAUGCCAAGGAAAUAAGCAGACAGCUAAAGGCAAAGAAUGCAAAAGUGACCAUCAAUGCGGUUCAUCCAGGGAUUGUAAAGACUGGGAUUAUCAGAGCACACAAGGGCUUUAUUACAGAUUCUCUAUUUUUUAUUGCUUCAAAACUGCUCAAGUCCACCUCACAGGGUGCAUCAACUAGCUGCUAUGUGGCAUUGAGCACACAAGCACAAGAGUUGAGUGGGAAAUACUUUGCAGACUGCAAUGAAUGUAUCUGCUCGGCCUUGGCGAACGACGAGUCCGGGGCUAGGCGGCUGUGGACGCAGACCCGAGCUCUGAUCAGCAGAAGGUUGCAGUAUCAAAUCCCUACACCAUCUUAGAAUGUUUCAUUAUUUACCAUGUUUGUGUAAAAUGGUAAACUUAGAUUGAUUGCAGACUGCAAUGAAUGUAGCUGCUCGGCCUUGGCCAACGAUGAAUCUGACGCUCGGAGGCUGUGUAUGCUGACCCGAGCUCUGAUCCACAGAAGAUUGCAGCAUCAAAUCACUACACCAUCUUAGAAUGUCUCAUUAUUUACCAUAAAUGAUUAGAAAGCUUAGUUUGUACAUAGUACCUAUAAAUGAGCAUGGCAUUUUACAGGGAUUAUUUUGUUAAUCUGGGGUAAGUUACAGGGAUUAUUUU
Hibiscus syriacus is the source of this 1390-nucleotide messenger RNA. Its product is annotated as short-chain dehydrogenase TIC 32 A, chloroplastic-like. Bases 10 to 1092 code for a protein of 360 amino acids. The transcript has 7 exons. The record is from RefSeq and is a predicted model, not a curated record. NCBI's taxonomy places the organism in Eukaryota, Viridiplantae, Streptophyta, Magnoliopsida, Malvales, Malvaceae.